This is a messenger RNA of Oncorhynchus kisutch (coho salmon), 4526 nucleotides long. RefSeq names its product mitochondrial calcium uniporter (gene mcu). NCBI's taxonomy places the organism in Eukaryota, Metazoa, Chordata, Actinopteri, Salmoniformes, Salmonidae. The transcript is spliced from 9 exons. Bases 97 to 1218 code for a protein of 373 amino acids. Gene Ontology annotation, biological process: calcium import into the mitochondrion; mitochondrial calcium ion homeostasis. Gene Ontology annotation, molecular function: calcium channel activity; uniporter activity. The record is from RefSeq and is a predicted model, not a curated record. Gene Ontology annotation, cellular component: uniplex complex.
CAGUCCGCCUACUCUUACUCCCCCGCCUGCCACCGUCUCUCUCUCUCGGUCCGCCUGCAGCAUUCGACAUCCCAGCGAGGAUUUUUCACUACAGAGAUGGCUGCGAAAGUGUGUAGAACAGUGCUCCUCUUGACCAGGAGCAGCGGCGCUGUGGUCACCGGGCUCCCAGCACUUGCUAUCUCAUCACAGCGGCACCACCAGCAUAUAAGAUCGGACCAGCCUGUUAGGAGAGCACAUGGCCUGCGGUCAGCCUCCCGCUCUGCACUGUUCACCCAGCCUCCCACCAGCCUCUCAACCGCCCUCUCAACCCAGGGAUGGAGGGGUGCCCCCUCAUGGCAGGGCCAGAGACUACUGAGUUCCUCCACCGCUCCAGAAGAGGUGACGGUGGUGUACCAGAAUGGACUGCCGGUGAUCUCGGUCAGUUUGCCGUCCCGGCGAGAGCGAUGCCAGUUCACUCUGAAGCCCCUCAGUGACUGUGUUGGGGUGUUCCUCACACAGCUGAAGACAGAGGACAGGGGUAUCGACCGUGUGGCCAUCUACUCUACAGAUGGGGCGAGGGUAGCCUCUUCUACAGGGAUAGACAUCCUGCUGUUGGAUGACUUCAACCUGGUCAUCAAUGACGUUACGCACCUGGUUCGACCGCCACGGAGAGAUCUCCUAGCCAAUGACGAGGCAGAGCGUCUGAACGACGUUAAGUUCCUGGUUCAGCAGCUCUACACCACCAUGCGUAUAGAAGAGCAUCAGCUUAGUAAAGAGAAGGAACUGGUGGUGAGACUGGAGGACCUCAACUCACAGCUACGUCCUCUAGAGAAGGUGAGGGAGGAGCUGAGUCGUAAGGCGGAGCGUCGUACCACCUGGGUGCUGUGGGGGGGCAUGGCCUACAUGGCAACACAGUUUGGGAUCCUGGCGCGUCUCACCUGGUGGGAGUACUCCUGGGACAUCAUGGAGCCUGUCACCUACUUCAUUACCUACGCUACCGCCAUGGCUAUGUACUCCUACUACGUACUCACACGCCAGGAGUACAUCUACCCAGACGCCAGGGACAGACAGUACCUGCUGUUCUUCCACAAGGGGGUAAAGAGACAACGCUUUGACAUCUACAAGUACAACGAGCUGAAGGACUCUAUCGCUGAGGUGGAGUUAGAUCUGAAACGCCUGAGGGACCCCCUCCAGCUCCAACUCCCUGUCCAGCAACUCACCGCCGCCAGCAAAGAUUGAUGGGAAGAGUGAUGUCCUCCUCUGCUUUCUUCAUCUCUCCCUCCAUCCUUCCUUUCCUUACCCUCCUCCAUCCAUCCUUUCCUUACCCUCCUCCCCUCCUCCAUCCCUCCUUUCCUUACCCUCUUCUUCUCCUCCAUCCCUCCUUUCCUUAUCCUCCUCCCUCCCUCCUUUCCUUACCCUCCUCCAUCCCUCCUUUCCUUACCCUCUUCCUCUUCUCCAUCCUUCCUUUCCUUACCCUCCCUCCUUUCCUUACCCUCCUCCAUCCCUCCUUUCCUUACCCUCCUCCAUCCCUCCUUUCCUUACCCUCCUCCAUCCCUCCUUUCCUUACCCUCCUCCCUCCCUCCUUUCCCUCCUCCCUCCCUCCUUUCCCUCCUCCUCCAUCUCUCCUUUCCUUACCCUCUUCCUCUCCUCCAUCCCUCCUUUCCUUACCCUCUUACCCUCCUCCAUCCCUCCUUUCCUUAUCCUCCUCCCUCCCUCCUUUCCUUACCCCCCUCCUCCAUCCCUCCUUUCCUUACCCUCUUCCCUCCCUCCUUUCCUUACCCCUCUCCAUCCCUCCUUUCCUUACCCUCCUCCAUCCCUCCUUUCCUUACCCCUCUCCAUCCCUCCUUUCCUUACCCUCCUCCAUCCCUCCUUUCCUUACCCUCUUCCCUCCCUCCUUUCCUUACCCCUCUCCAUUCCUCCUUUCCUUACCCUCUUCCAUCCCUCCUUUCCUUACCCCCCUCCUCUCUCUCCAUCCGUCCACCAUUACUCCUCUUUGUUAAAAACCCUUCCCUUUAGCGACCGACCGCGGGAGUUUUUCUUUUUUUUUACAUUUUCUCCUUUUUUAAAUUUCUCUGACUUGAAAACGCAAAUGAUAAAGUAAACCCAUCUGUAGAGGAGGUUUAGAAAGAACAGAAACUGAAUCACAUUGUGUCUGGGGGUGGAGAUUAUGAUGAAACUGGGUGCUAUGGAUAUGCAACAGGACUUCAGCACAGCCUGCAGGAAGCUCUAGGGGACGUACAGGAAGUGACACGCUGCAGUGUGAGGAGUUACAGCGGAGGUGGAGGGGACGGCGGCAGACAAAUGGACACGUCUAUAAGUGUGUGUGGUGAUAUCCCGGGACUCCAACCCCAAGCCACUUAACAGUUGCUAUAUCUAUGUGUUAGCUAGGCCCACAGUGCAGCAUUCAAACACACACACACCACUCCUGUGGUGCCUCGGGACAUCUGUGUCCUAUGAAUAUCCUCUAGCUGGGAACCUCUUGCUCCACCCCCUGACCUUUAACCUCAGCCCUCUGACCUCUGCAUGCACGGAGGACAUGGCUGUGAUUGGACAAGGGUUCCUGUGACCGUCUAGGUGAACGUUGACCUUGGCCGACCCCUCUUGUCUCGUCUGAUUUGCUGUGGCCAAACCUGCCCCGCCUGUAACCAGUUCCCGCCCUCUCUGCCUGACGGACAGCUACCCACAGAGCAUAUUGCUAUGAUGACAAGGACCGUUUAUCAGGCGCCUUUCAGAUUGUCACAGCCUUUACAGGAAGUGGAUAGACGGAGUUGAGGUCAGGUGACCACACCUCACUUCCUAUUCCUGUUGUUGACUUCCUAUCGACUUCCUGUUUCCUGUAACAUGCUGCGCCGGGAUUGGAGGAUAGUACUUCCGAUAACAACAUCACUGUGUGUUCCAGUAUUCCCAGAUGUUUUAUUUUAGAAGCUAUAUUUGUUAUGAGAAACAAUAUACUAAUAAUAUACAAUCAAUCCCAAUGAAGAUAGAGGCGGUUUAGAUCAUUCAGUGGGGGGAGGAGCUCUCUCUUUAACAUCCUAUCUCAGUAAUAUAGUUGAUAUACCAUAUCUGUAUCUCUUCAGUAAUGUCUCAACCAUACAGGACCCCUGUAUCAAUAGGUUUUCCCCACUUCUUCUCUCACACACUGUUCUCAUUGUACUACCAGCAAUAUAACCCACCAAGGCUUCAUAGACAAACACCCAUCAUCCACAAACAGAGUUCUGAGAAGGAUUUCUGGCCGAGAGAUUCCGCGUGCCACUCACAUAUCCUACAAUUCCUUCCAACUACACUAUAACUCAUAUCAGCCAAGAGAACAUUGUAGAACCCUCACAAACAGCGACGAUGUACCCCCGUAGAACCCUCACAAACAGCUGUGAUGUACCCCUGUAGAACCCUCACAAACAGCUGUGAUGUACCCCUGUAGAACCCUCACAAACAGCUGUGAUGUACCCCUGUAGAACCCUCACAAACAGCUGUGAUGUACCCCUGUAGAACCCUCACAAACAGCUGUGAUGUACCCCCGUAGAACCGUCACAAACAGCUGUGAUGUACCCCUGUAGAACCCUCACAAACAGCUGUGAUGUACCCCUGUAGAACCCUCACAAACAGCUGUGAUGUACCCCCGUAGAACCCUCACAAACAGCUGUGAUGUACCCCUGUAGAACCCUCACAAACAGCUGUGAUGUACCCCCGUAGAACCGUCACAAACAGCUGUGAUGUACCCCUGUAGAACCCUCACAAACAGCUGUGAUGUACCCCUGUAGAACCCUCACAAACAGCUGUGAUGUACCCCUGUAGAACCCUCACAAACAGCUGUGGCCCGACUGUGUACCAUUUCUGAAUAUGCUCACCUCUUUACACCAACCUAAUUGUGAGGAUAUAAAGAAAGAGACAUAUUAAUUGUGUGUGUGUGUGUGUGUGUGUGUGUGUGUGUGUGUGUGUGUGUGUGUGUGUGUGUGUGUGUGUGUGUGUGUGUGUGUGUGUGUGUGUGUGUGUGUGUGUGAGAGACAGUCAGACGCAGACAGGCAUGCUGUAGAUUGCAGGUUGUUCAAUGAUGAGUCUUCUUCGUCUGUAUGUGAGGUUUUGUAGGACAUAAUUUAAGCCAAGGAACAUAAAGAGAGGAUCAUAAAACAGAUCUCACACACACACACACACACACACACACACACACACACACACACACACACAUAAUACUGAUGCAUUGUUGCUGCAAAAGAAAAGCAAUUUUCUUAACUUUUACAGGGAAUGUCUCAGAUCCGACGUGCUUUUUUCCCCAUUGUGACGAGAACAAAUAAGUAUAAUUGACUUGUUCUGAAUUGGUCUUGGCUCCAGGCAGCAACACAACGCAUAUUUCAAUGACAUGAUAUCAAUGGUUCACAUGUGAAUGGAACAUGUCCAAAUUAUGAUUUUUUUUAACCUUCUGGGUUUUGUUAAAGGUCUCUCCUGUCACCCUCUAUAUGACCUAUGACCGACUUAAUCAUUCGAUCGCCUCAAUCAAUCAAUAACCUGUCAUUAAAAACCCGGAGCUGCAAAUACGGCUAAAGAAGUAUAAA